Molecule: messenger RNA, 618 nt
Organism: Helianthus annuus (common sunflower)
Lineage: Eukaryota; Viridiplantae; Streptophyta; Magnoliopsida; Asterales; Asteraceae
Product: mitochondrial adenine nucleotide transporter ADNT1-like
Exons: 2
Coding region: 5-268 (87 amino acids)
Source: RefSeq, a predicted model, not a curated record
UAAUAUGCAUUGUUGCGAAUCGAUGCUUUUAGCAGAGGUGGACAAGGCCCGAAUCGAUGCUGUUGUCACCGCAUAUGGCAAAUCAGCACUCGAGUACACCGGUAUGGUUGAUGCUUUCAGGAAAAACGUUCGUUAUGAAGGUUUUGGAGCCUUGUAUAAAGGUUUGGUUCCGAACUCGGUCAAGGUGGUUCCAUCAAUAGCAAUUGCGUUUGUGUCGUACGAGGUGGUUAAGGAUCUACUUGGGGUAGAGAUGAGGAUAUCUGAUUGAAAACCAUCCUAGCUAUAACAAUAAUAAUGUUGUUCAAUGAAUAAUGUUAUUUUUGCGUGCAGAAGAGAAAGUAGGAGGUAUAAAGUACGGUGGUCGUGAGUUCGUGACUCUUUUUUUGUUGUCUUCUCCCUGUCGGUUAUCUUCUUUCAGUUACUGAGGGAUUUAGAAGUUGUUACUGUUGAUAUAGUGGACCGCAGUGCAUACCGACAUUUUCUAUUUCUGUUGUGGUCUUUUGGUGUUUGGCGUUCGUGUCACACCAACACCACCCAAUAAGGAUAUUUCAUAGAGUUGGCGAGUUGAUUGAUCUUUACUAUGGUUAUGAUUAUGUUUAUGAUAAUCGUUUCUUUUAA